UAUAGAUUCUAUAAACUCCAAAAGUAGAAGUAUACAGAUAUUCCGGAAUAAUGACGAAAAAAAAGUUACAAAGGGCGUACAUCGCCUUGUUCCUUACCACGGUGGGGAUAAUGGUGGGCUGCAUGGUCCUGAUCGGGAUCUAUUCUGGCUACAAGCACGAGGAGGUCAAGUUCAAGACGAUGCUGGCGAGCAUGGUGAUAGUGCUGCUUUUCCAGUACAUCAUCGGAGAUCCAUUGAAGUUCGUAGUCCUCUCCAUAGACAGGGCCUUCUGGCCGCGAAAGAUUUACUUGCCGAGCCCCAUUGGAAAGGACGACGAAGAGGAGUACGACAGGCGGGAGUACCUGAAGAUGCGUCUCAACAUGGAGAGGCGGAACCUGGUGAUAACCUCGCAGUACCGCAACUGGGCCCUCAACGAGCGCUACAAGCUGAUUGCCGCCGAUUUGCUGAUCUACGGACAGUACUUCCUCUGCCUGAUGGCCCUGGUGAUGGUCACCCGGGACGAGACCCUCUACCACAACACCCGGAUCAUCAACGACCUGUUCUAUUACAACCACACCGAUUACUACGGCCUCAAGGAGAUCUAUCACAUGAACCAGUUGUUCGACUUCAUCGAAGCCACCUUGGUGGCGGCCUUCAAUAAGAACUCCAGCAUGGGCUCCAGUUGGGUGCAUUCCGAGCAAACGGUGCUCAUGGGCGUGAUCCGGUUGCGGCAGGUGCGAGUGGUGGAUCCGCGUCAUGGCUGGGAUGCGCCCCGAUUCUCGGAGAUGUACUACAUGCCGGACUGGCAGCUGCCGUACCGGAAACUCCACUAUGCCGACAAGUACUGGAGGAUCUAUGAGCCCUGGAUUCCGAUUACCGUCAGCUUCGAGUUCAUCGAUGGGCUGCUCAUGAACUUCAUGCACCAUGGUUUUCUCAACAACUAUCCGGAACUCAUCGGAUAUGUCAGCUUGCUGGCCCGGAGUCAGGCGAAUAGUAUAAAGGUCCUGGACUACCUCACGGAGUACAACUGGCUUACCCUGAACACCACCGCGGUCUUUAUAGACUUCACCCUGUACAACGUGGACGCGAAUCUCUUCAGCAUCUGCACCCUGCGCGUGGAGAAGACCCCGUUCGGUGGCAUUCUGCCCCACGUGGAUGUGGAGAGCACGAAGCUGGUGGAGGAGGUGGAUCAGAUGCCCUACACCGGCCUCAUGGCCCUGCUGGUCUACAUUGUGGUGCUCAUCCAGUUCUCCCAGAUGCUGGCCAUUAAGCUCUGGUACGAGCCCUAUCUCCUGAAGAUCAUCUGGAACAAGCUGGAUCUUGGGAUAUUCCUGUUGAAUCUCCUGGUGGUGGUGCUGGUGGUGCUCCGCGAGGCUCUCGUCAAGGGCAUGAUGCAGCAGGUGGCCGGGGCCAGUAAGAUGGAGUUCAUAGACUUCCGGCGGCCCUCGAGGAUGCAUCAGUUGACGACGAUAACGGUGGGAUUCCUGAUCUGCAUCACGACGCUGCGACUGUGGCGGGUGUUGCAGUUCUCCAGUGUGUUCCAGCUCUUCACCCAGACCCUGUACCUGGCCUGGUCCGCCGUGGCCAGCACCUUCAUGGUGAUAGUGGUCUUCCUCAUCGGAUACUGCUUCGCCGUGGUCACCAUCAAUGGUAACAAUAGCGGUAACUUUCACAGCUUCAUCAAGAGCCUGGUGAUGUGCAUGUGCUUCACGUUCGGAUUCAGCAGCCAGGUGAAGCCAUCGGAGCUCUUCUACGGCGGCGAGGUUCUCGGCAUCGUCCUGUACGGCAUCCUGGCCUUCGUCAUCGCCGUCCUCCUCAUCAACGUCUUCGUGUCCCUCAUCAACGACUACUUCAGCACGGCCAAGGCGAUGCGGGACUCGGGCGAGAAGGAGCAGUGCAUCAACUUCAUACAGUUCCUCCAUGUGGAGUUUCCCCGCAUGUUCACCAUCCUCCAGAAUCUGCCCUUUUUCCGGAAGCACUACGUCCGCAACAACCGCACCGUCUCCGAGAAUAUCCGACGUAAGCUGGACGAAAUGGACCGGAAACGAUACAUGGCUGCCAGGCAGCGUUCUGGAUUCAGUAUCGUGGAAAAGGAGCCGAUCUUCCUGCAGAAAACCAAGUACAUGGACAAGGGUGAGAAGAUGAUCAAAAUGGGAAAGAUUCUCAACGUCCAGCUGGAGCUGCUGGCCUUGUUGCUAUUCGAUAAUGAUGGGAAGGAGAACAAGAGUAAGGCAGAGAAGCAUCCUCCACCCAAGGAAGAUGAUGACCAGCCCCAGGGGCCGGAUCUUCGAAAGCGUCGUAAUAUCUUCAACUGGAGGAGGCAACGCAAGGAAAGGGAUGAGGUCGACGUGUAGGUUUAGAUUUCAAUUAAAAUUUU
This is a messenger RNA of Drosophila bipectinata, 2356 nucleotides long. It is a transcript of the gene brv3, whose product is annotated as brivido-3. The record is from RefSeq and is a predicted model, not a curated record. Gene Ontology annotation, molecular function: calcium channel activity; calcium ion binding. Gene Ontology annotation, cellular component: membrane. NCBI's taxonomy places the organism in Eukaryota, Metazoa, Arthropoda, Insecta, Diptera, Drosophilidae. Gene Ontology annotation, biological process: detection of mechanical stimulus.